Messenger RNA from Chenopodium quinoa (quinoa), 5153 nucleotides. Its product is annotated as ABC transporter G family member 39-like. The record is from RefSeq and is a predicted model, not a curated record. Gene Ontology annotation, cellular component: membrane. Bases 199 to 4560 code for a protein of 1453 amino acids. Gene Ontology annotation, molecular function: ATP hydrolysis activity; ABC-type transporter activity; ATP binding. The transcript has 19 exons. Lineage: Eukaryota; Viridiplantae; Streptophyta; Magnoliopsida; Caryophyllales; Amaranthaceae.
UAUUUAUAAACCCUUUUCCAAGAUUUGAAGAAAACUAAUUGUUCUAGGAAACACAUACGUGGGCACUAGACAUAUCAUGUAACUUACAAAUACUGCAAAAGAUAAUAUUAUUUCAAGCAACUAACUUUCAAAUUUCAGCAUUAUUAUUUCAUAUUUCAUUGCCCAAGAGAUUAUAACAUAUCAUCAAAACUUGAGUCAAUGGUUCCGGAUGAUUUGGGCAGUGGCAGCAGCCGGAGGAGCUGGCCGGGGCCGGCUGCACCAAGCUUUCGGGAUGUUCUAACAGCUGCUCCUGGUGAUGUUUUCAGUAGCCGGAGAUGGGAGGAAGAGCAGGAGGAGGAGGAGGAGCUGAGAUGGGCCGCCAUCGAAAGGUUGCCUACCUUUGAAAGGUUAAGGAAAGGGGUGCUAAGAAGAGUGCUUGAAGAUGGUAAAAUGGUGAGGAAUGAGAUUGAUCUUCAUAAUAUGGGAAGGCAAGAUAGAAAGGUGUUAGUUGAUACUAUUCUCAAAGUUGUUGAUGAUGAUAAUGAGAAGUUUCUUAGAAGACUCAGGGACAGGAUGGAUAAAGUGGGACUUGAGAUACCAAAGAUUGAAGUGAGAUACGAGCAUCUUUUCGUGGAAGGGAAUGUGCAUGUGGGCAGUAGAGCUUUGCCAACUUUGCUUAAUUCUACAAUGAACUCUAUGGAGGCAAUUCUAGGAAUGGUGGGAUUAUCCCCAUCAAAGAAGAGAACCCUCAAGGUCCUUCAAAAUGUCACUGGGAUUGUCAAACCCUCCAGGAUGACAUUACUUUUGGGGCCUCCAGGUGCAGGGAAAACAACUUUUUUAUUGGCACUUGCAGGAAAGCUGGAUAAAAACCUCAAGGUAACCGGGAAGGUAACAUAUUGUGGCCAUGAGUUAACGGAAUUUGUUCCCCAGAGGACCUGUGCUUAUAUUAGUCAAGAUGACCUUCAUAAUGGAGAGUUGACUGUUAGAGAGACGUUAGAUUUUUCAGGGCGAUGCUUAGGGGUUGGGACUAGGUAUGAGGUGUUGGCAGAACUCUCUAGAAGAGAGAAGCAAGCAGGAAUCAAGCCAGACCCUGAAAUUGAUGCCUUCAUGAAGGCCAUAGCAAUGUCAGGCCAACAAACUAGUCUUGUUACUGAUUAUGUUCUUAAGAUACUUGGAUUGGAUAUAUGCGCUGAUAUCAUAGUUGGGAAUGAAAUGUCAAGGGGCAUCUCUGGUGGGCAAAAGAAGCGUGUAACAACUGGUGAAAUGUUGGUUGGUCCAGCAAAAGUUCUACUGAUGGACGAAAUAUCAACAGGAUUGGAUAGUUCCACCACUUUUCAAAUAUGCAAGUAUAUGAGGCAAAUGGUUCAUAUAAUGGAUGUUACAAUGGUCAUCUCUCUCCUACAACCAGCUCCGGAAACUUGUGAACUCUUUGAUGAUGUUAUCCUUCUUUCUGAAGCUCAGGUUGUUUAUCAAGGUCCUCGUGAAGAAAUUGUCGAGUUUUUUGAAUAUAUGGGCUUCAAAUGCCCAGAGAGGAAAGGAAUAGCUGAUUUUCUCCAAGAAGUGACUUCCAAGAAAGAUCAAGAACAGUAUUGGUCUAGGAAGGACCAACCUUAUAGUUACAUUUCAGUUUCUGAAUUCACUCAGGGAUUCCAAUCUUUCCGAACUGGGCAAAAGCUAGCAUCCGAUCUUGUAGUUCCUUUUGAUAAAUCCAAAGCUCACCCAGCUGCUUUGGUCAAAGAAAAAUAUGGUAUCUCUAAUUGGGAGCUUUUUAAGGCUUGUUUCUGGAGGGAGUGGUUGCUAAUGAAACGAAACUCUUUUAUAUACAUCUUCAAGACUACACAAAUAACAAUCAUGUCAUUAAUUACAAUGACUGUUUUCCUUAGGACGACAAUGGAUCAUAAAACAAUCAAUGAUGGCAACAAAUACCUCGGGGCCCUAUUUUUCAGUCUCAUUAAUAUUAUGUUUAAUGGUUUUGCUGAACUGUCCUUGACAGUUCUUCGCCUACCAAUCUUCUAUAAGCAGAGGGACUUCAUGUUCUACCCUGCAUGGGCUUAUGCAUUACCAGGUUGGGUCCUUAGAAUCCCAUUAUCAUUCAUGGAAUCAGCAAUAUGGACCAUUCUCACCUAUUACACAAUUGGUUUUGCUCCAUCUGCUAGUAGGUUUUUCUGCCAGUUGCUGGCAUACUUCUGUAUUCAUCAGAUGGCUUUGUCCCUCUUUCGGUUCAUUGGAGCUGCAGGGAGAAUCAUGGUGGUCGCUAACAAUGUUGCUAUAUUCGGAUUGCUGUUAAUUUUUGUCCUUGGAGGUUUUAUAAUUGCAAAAGGUGAUAUUGGUCCGUGGAUGAUAUGGGGCUACUACAUUUCACCUAUGAUGUAUGGACAGAAUGCUUUAGUUAUUAAUGAGUUUCUUGAUGAGCGAUGGAACACUCCUAAUACAGACCCCGGAAUUCCUGAGCCUACCAUUGGUAAAGUCCUCCUUGCAUCUAGAGGCUUCUUUAAAGAGCAAUAUUGGUUUUGGAUCAGUAUUGUUGCUCUUUUGGGGUUUUCUCUCCUGUUCAACCUGUUAUAUAUUCUAUCAUUGACGUUCUUAAGUCCUUUUAGCGAUUCAAAAACCGUAUUAUUGAAUGAUGAUGAUGAUGAUAACAAAAUGAAUAAGAAGCCAUCCAAGGAAAGACUUAAUAAUCUGGAUGCAGCUAUGAAUUUGCAUUCAGGGAGUAUUAAUUCACAUGUUGAAGCCCCCAGAAGGGGUAUGGUUAUGCCUUUCCAACCUCUUUCACUUGCAUUCAACCAUGUCAGUUACUAUGUGGAUAUGCCUGCUGAAAUGAAAAACCGAGGUUAUGAAGAAGAUCGCCUUCAACUACUACAAGGUGUCAGUGGUGCUUUUAGGCCUGGUAUAUUGACAGCACUAGUGGGUGUGAGUGGUGCUGGAAAGACCACACUAAUGGAUGUGCUGGCUGGAAGGAAGACUGGUGGUUAUAUUGAAGGCAGCAUUAGCAUAUCUGGUUACCCAAAGAACCAAUCAACCUUUGCUCGGAUAUGUGGCUACUGUGAACAGACUGACAUUCAUUCACCACAUGUCACUGUCUUUGAAUCUCUUAUGUACUCAGCCUGGCUUCGUCUUUCUUCUGAUGUGGAUACAAAUACACGUCAGAUGUUUAUUGAGGAAGUAAUGGAUUUGAUUGAGCUUAAACCAUUAAGAGAUUCUCUGGUUGGCCUUCCUGGUGUUAAUGGACUGUCAACAGAGCAAAGGAAGAGAUUGACAAUCGCAGUAGAGUUAGUUGCUAAUCCUUCCAUUAUCUUUAUGGAUGAGCCAACAUCUGGGCUUGAUGCCAGAGCUGCUGCCAUUGUAAUGCGCACAGUGAGAAAUACAGUGGACACUGGUAGAACUGUUGUCUGCACCAUUCAUCAGCCAAGCAUAGAUAUAUUUGAGGCUUUUGAUGAGCUCUUAUUGAUGAAGCGGGGAGGACAAGUUAUUUAUGCAGGCCCCCUUGGACGUCAUUCCCAUGAGCUGAUUGAAUACUUUGAAGCUAUUCCUGGAGUGCCUAAGAUCAAGGCUGGCUAUAAUCCAGCCACAUGGAUGCUAGAUAUUAGUACUCCUCAAGUAGAGACUCAAUUGGAUAUGGAUUUUGCUAUAUAUUAUGCUACUUCCUCGCGUUAUCAGAAGAAUCAAGAUCUCGUUGAAGAGCUCAGCAUUCCGUCACCAGGUUCCAGUGAUCUCUACUUCCCAGCUAAGUACUCUCAGCCAUCCUUCGUUCAAUUUAAGGCUUGUUUCUGGAAGCAAUAUUGGUCAUAUUGGAGGAAUCCACAGUACAACCUAGUUCGAUUUGCUUUAACCAUAGCUGUUGGUCUCAUCUUUGGUGUAGUAUUCUGGAACAAGGGACGUAAAAUAUCCAAAGUACAAGACCUAAUGAACUUUUUAGGAGCUAUGUAUUCCGCUUUACUUUUUCUUGGAGCCACUAAUGCUUCAGCUGUGCAAGCUGUUGUUGCCAUUGAGAGGACAGUAUUCUAUCGUGAAAAAGCAGCAGGGAUGUAUUCACCAUUGCCCUAUGCAUUGGCUCAGGUGGCAAUAGAAACAAUCUACACUGUGAUACAGACAGUUCUCUACACCCUUAUCCUCUACUCGAUGAUUGGAUUUGAGUGGAACUUCGGAAAAUUUAUUUAUUUCUGCUACUUUAUAACAACAUGCUUCAUCUACUUCGGAAUGUAUGGAAUGAUGCUUGUCUCUCUUACACCUGGUCCUCAAGUUGCAGGCAUUGUGAUGGGUUUCUUCCUCAGUCUCUGGAAUCUAUUUGCUGGUUUUCUGAUACCCCGACCGCAAAUACCGAUAUGGUGGAGAUGGUACUACUGGGCUUCCCCGGUUUCAUGGACUCUGUAUGGCCUUGUGACUUCGCAAGUAGGCGAUAAGACUUCACUUAUUGAAAUACCUGGAUCCAGCAGUAUGUCUGUGCAGGCUUUCCUCAAAGAUUACUUGGGUUAUGAAUAUGACUUUCUGCCUAUUAUUGUUAUUGGACAUCUUGGUUGGGUCCUCCUCUUUUUCUUUGUCUUUGCCUAUGGCAUCAAGUACCUUAACUUCCAAAAGAGAUAAAAAAAAUUAAGUAGGGAAAUCUUAUGAUACUCCCUCCAUUUCGGAUUAAUUGUUGCGUUUGCUUUUCGAGAUCAAACUUUAAAAGUUUACUUUUACUCAUAUAUACAUCAUAGAAGUAUGAAAUUUGAUAAAAGUAUUUUUAUUUUAUGAAGCUUCAAUAUGAUAAAAAACAAAGUUUGUUCUCGGAAAGCAAAAGCUACAGCUAAUAUAGAAUCGAGGGCAUAAUAUUUUAGCAAACCAAAAUGCUAUUGUUGUAAUAAAGUUAGAAUAGGAAGUAUAUUGUGUGAUUAAUCAGAGGUAAUUAGGUAAGGAAUACAGAUGAAAAAUCUUAGUAUAUUUUCCUCAUAUUUAUUAUUUUAUUGUUUUGAAAUAUCACUGUAAUUUUCAUUUAUUUUAUUUUUAUUUUAUGAUUUUGAGGCAAGUUAAGAUUGUAAUUUUGUACACAAUAAUUAAAAGAAAUGGCGUAAAGAUUACUUACUCAUUACAUAUCCUACUAUUCGUUUGGUUCUAUGAGCUUUUGUCACAUACUCUCUCUGUUACAUAAUAUAUUGCUUAUUUUUAUUUUCAUGAUUAAACUUUUAAAACAAAUUAUA